Molecule: messenger RNA, 1822 nt
Organism: Coregonus sp. 'balchen'
Lineage: Eukaryota; Metazoa; Chordata; Actinopteri; Salmoniformes; Salmonidae
Source: the annotation of a GenBank genome assembly
CUAGUACCCAGGGGAGGACCUGUGUUCGUAACCUGAAACUUUAUAUUUAAACAUUGUCUUAUUCUAGAUGCGUUGCAGUGAACAUCAACUACUGUGGGCAUUAGACUGAGAGGAACAAGUGAAGGUUUAUGGCAGAAAUUCUAAAACAUUUACAAUUGGAUGGAUAGAGAGUGACCCUGAGAGGUAAGCUUGGAUAACACACUACUCCUCCGCUCGACUGGCAAGAGAUAGAGAUGGAAAUUGUGUGUAGAUUUAAGAUAAUUGUCAUAAAGAAUGGACUAGUUGAAUAGAGGACUAUGGCAACUGGUUACUGACUAUGUUGCUUUACUGGUAAAAAAAGAAAGGAGGUAUUUUGACAGACAAACAAGACUCAAAUGUUAUGUGUCUGUACUACUGGUACUGUAUUGAUAUUGUCAAGGGUGCCUUCCAUCCUCUAAAGGAUCCUAUCUUCGGUGGAGAACGUUGUAAUGAAGAUCCAUGAGAAGAUUUUAACCCAUUACCUAUCCUGCACCUCACCGGUAGAUAAAGAAGGAUAUCUCUACAAAAAGGUAUUGUAAAAGUUGACAGACACAAGCAAGAGCCAAAUUACAUUAUCAAUAUGCUGUGAGAUUCUGUUAUAACACAGUCUCCUCUUGGCCUUGUGCGUUUCCCUGCCUAAUAAUAAUUAUGUCUCAACUGAUAUUUGAAGCUACUUCUAUUAUUAUCACACUCAACCCCCCCCCCCCCCCCCCCCCCCUUGUAUAAUGGCACUCAUUUGGGUAAAAUUAUCUCUGUAUUUAUCUCCGUACCUAUUUAUUCUCACUCUUUACAACUUCCCUUCACCAAAAAUAUUGUAACUUAUUCCUCCCUUUCUCCAUCUUUCACCCCACCACCCUGGCAUCCUCCUCUUACACAUACCACAUUAGAAAGAGAGGACCUCCUCCUACCAGAGGCGCUGGUUUGUCCUGAAGGCCAAUCUGCUGUUCUACCAGGAGCGUCCGGCAGAUCGACACCUGCUGGGGGUUAUUGUCCUAGAGGGCUGUGCUGUCCAGCACUGUGAGUCUGAGGGAGGACUGUUUGCCUUCUCCAUGGUGUUCAGAGGGUCAGGGCUGAAAAGCUACAGGCUUGCUGCUGAGGACCAGCUGGGCCAGGAGAGCUGGGUCAAAGCUCUGCUCACAGCCAGCCACUGCUACCUUUCACUGCUGGUCAGAGACCUGGGGAAGCAAUACGAAGGUGAGUGUGUGGAGAGAGUGUGAUGUGUGUGUAUUCUUGUAUUCAUGCUUCAAAAAGAUGUGCUCCUAUCCUGCCUCUCAACCUGUAUUCUUUUGUCACUAAGCAGAGGCUAAACGCCAAGCAGGCCCUGCUGAAUCCCAUCAACGAACCACUGUGACUGGUCCAGGCUCAAAGUGCCUUACCCAAUCCAUGGCUUCCCUGAACUCAUGCUCCUCCUCCUUCCUCAUGCCAGGACCAGUGAGGAGAGAAGGGGGAAGCCACAGUGCCAGUAAUGUAUUACAAGCCCCUCCAAUGCCCAGCAAAGUGAUCAAUAAGAGGUCCCCUAAGCAUUGGCCCAAGAGAAAUGCACAUGUCACACCGAUAAAUGGACCAGCACCACCAUAUGGGGAAUGGCCACAAGUGGACUUUGAUCCUCUAGAGGAUUUCACCAAGCUACAUGAUUACUAUGGAGAGGGGGUGAAGCAGCUGAGAGCUGAUUGGCUGAGGAGGAGGCAGGAGGAAGAGGAGCACCUUGAGGAGGAUCUUAUUGACCUGAGUGAACACUGACCCCCAGAGAUCAGACAGUCACCACUCUGGUUAUGUUGAUGAGGACUUUGGUGUGAAUGCCAGU